Molecule: messenger RNA, 7683 nt
Organism: Harpia harpyja (harpy eagle)
Lineage: Eukaryota; Metazoa; Chordata; Aves; Accipitriformes; Accipitridae
Gene: DCAF7
Product: DDB1 and CUL4 associated factor 7
Exons: 7
Coding region: 318-1346 (342 amino acids)
Cellular component (GO): nucleus
Molecular function (GO): protein binding
Source: RefSeq, a predicted model, not a curated record
CUUCCGUUCCCGUUGUGUGAGGGGCCGAAUCCCAAACGGCCUCCGCGCUGCUCCUGCUGCCGCCGGGGUCUGGAGCCGGGCCUGGGGGCGCGGCGCCGUGCUGCGGCCUCCCCCGCUCCCUGCCACCUCUCCGGCCUCGCUGCGGCCCGGCCGGCCGCGCUCCUCCUCUCUCCCGGCCCGCUUCGCCAUCCCGCUCCCUUCAGUCGGGCCCAUCGCUCCCCUCCGAGCCCAGCCCGGGUCUCCCCCUCUCCCCGCCUCGGCCAAGCCCGCUGCCUCCCCUCAGCCCCGCCGCUACCCGGGGUCCCCUCGGCCGAGCCAUGUCGCUGCACGGGAAGCGGAAGGAGAUCUACAAAUAUGAGGCGCCCUGGACCGUGUACGCCAUGAACUGGAGCGUCCGGCCGGACAAGCGGUUCCGUCUGGCGCUGGGCAGCUUCGUGGAGGAGUAUAACAACAAGGUGCAGCUUGUUGGUUUGGAUGAAGAGAGCUCAGAAUUCAUUUGCAGGAAUACCUUUGAUCACCCCUACCCUACCACAAAGCUUAUGUGGAUCCCAGACACCAAGGGAGUAUAUCCAGACCUGUUGGCAACCAGUGGUGACUAUCUGCGAGUGUGGAGAGUGGGUGAAACAGAGACCCGUCUGGAGUGUUUGCUGAACAAUAACAAGAACUCUGAUUUCUGUGCUCCACUGACAUCAUUUGACUGGAAUGAAGUGGAUCCUUACCUUCUAGGUACCUCUAGUAUUGACACAACCUGCACUAUUUGGGGUCUGGAGACAGGACAGGUUCUUGGAAGAGUAAAUCUGGUCUCUGGCCACGUGAAGACCCAGCUUAUUGCGCAUGACAAAGAGGUGUAUGACAUAGCAUUUAGCCGUGCAGGUGGUGGGAGAGAUAUGUUCGCUUCAGUUGGUGCAGAUGGCUCGGUGAGGAUGUUCGAUCUCCGUCAUCUGGAACACAGCACCAUAAUUUAUGAGGACCCACAGCACCAUCCACUGCUGCGUCUCUGCUGGAAUAAGCAGGAUCCCAACUAUCUUGCUACAAUGGCCAUGGAUGGCAUGGAGGUUGUGAUUCUAGAUGUCAGAGUUCCCUGCACGCCUGUUGCUAGGUUAAACAACCACAGAGCAUGUGUAAAUGGAAUUGCUUGGGCACCUCAUUCUUCCUGCCACAUUUGUACAGCAGCGGAUGACCAUCAGGCUCUCAUCUGGGAUAUCCAGCAAAUGCCUCGUGCCAUUGAGGACCCUAUCUUGGCCUAUACAGCAGAGGGAGAAAUCAACAAUGUACAGUGGGCAUCAACUCAGCCAGACUGGAUAGCUAUCUGCUACAACAACUGCCUGGAGAUUUUGAGAGUGUAACAUUACUGCUUCAUGCCACAUUGAGGCAGGGCUGUAUAAUUUCCCCUCCCCUCUAAAGUAAGAACAACACAAGUCAAGUGGCCAGUAUCUGUUGUUGCUUUGCAUCUACUGUUACAAGAAACUGUUACAAGAAUCAAUGGCAGGUGUCUCCUGUCCCUCCAAGACUCUAAAAUGCAGAGACGUGCUGAGCCUCUUGGACCUUCUGGGUUCUGGUUUUCUUUUUUUUUUUUUUCCUCAGUUAAAGUUCUGUAUAUUUGUUUGUUGACUGUAUUAAUAAGCUUGCAGGCUUUUAAGUUGCUGCGUAUGUCCAUGUGUUUGUCAGCCAGCUGAGGCAGCACAUCAACUAGUUUAAUAGAUGCAGGUGCAAAACAAGGUGGGGGAAAAAGACAUUAACAGCCACCUUGGCAGGAAUCUUUAUCAUUCCUGUUGUUGCUGCCUCUAAACUGUUUAAACAUUUGUAUGUUUUUUAUAUAUUGGGCUAACUUUCUAUUGAGUAAGGUUUUUCUCCCUAAUUCUUACUUUUGAUAUGUGAUCCACUUCCAUAUGCCCAAAGCAGGAUCUAUUCGUUGAUACAAAUCACAAUAACACUACAGGCUCCCUGGCAGUAAAGGCCUGCCAAUUAACUGUUGCCUUGGCUCUCUAUACCUGGUUACCUGGGCAGAAUUUUCUGGUGCUGUGAAGUACAAGUACUUGUUGCACAAUUUCUUUACACUUUUCUGAUGCUAGAGGCAGUUGUUACUGUGGUAGGCCUUGUUUUUAAAUUAUAACUGAAUUUGUGUGUAUCCUGCAGUUGUGUUAGCUAACAGAAUGGUAAUAGGUUUCAGAAAGAAGAUAUGUGCAUGACUUAAGCUCCCAGGAGGUAAACAACUCCUGAAAAAAUGUGAUUUGUAAUGGACUUGGGAUUGACACUUCCAGUCAAAUGAUUUCCCCUCAGAAGACUUACUAUCUAAACCAAAAUAAAAUGGUUUCACACUUUGUAGCUUGCUUGAUUGGCAAAUAAUAUGAGCAAGAUUUUUGUGGUUAGCCUGUACGUUGGAGCUUCUUUGCGUUUGGCCUGUGUUCCUGGGAGUUCUUGAAAGGAGUGCAAAGCAAUCUUUUUUCCGACAUGUAUUUGCUUUGUACUGUCAGGUCUUGUUGAAUGAGCGAGAUGAGUUGGAAAGGCUGGUCUGCUAUCCAAAUGAAAGCUGUUUCUCUGAAAGAAAUUAUUCCCUAAUGUAAUGCACAAUGAUGGAUUUAAAAGGAAAGAAACUGUGCCAUAGAGGCUAAGGUUUGGCACUUGUCAUCCUCGUAUCUAUUGGGGAUGUGCCCAAGGGCUUCUGUUUCUGUUUUGAAUAGUGGAUCGCUCUACAGUAAUACUUUUCAAUCAAAGCUGAGUGGAUUAGGCAAGAUAAAAAUCUUUGUUGAUAACAUAGCUACUUGGAUGAAUGCUCUGCAGUACUCUCCCAGUGAAGACAUGACAACCAUAGCUGGUCUGUAAGGGUAUACCAGCUGAGUUUUGAUGUGAAUGUCAGAAACUAUCAAAAUUGUCUUUCCACCUAAUGAGUAUUCACCUGCAACUGGAGGCAGCAUUAUAAAUAGUAGGACACUGGAAAAGUUGAAUCUUGUCAGUUUAUGCAGGAAAGGCAAGUUGGGAAAAGCAAUUGCUGUGUAACAGUGAAGCUGACGCUGAAAGCGCUGUCAAAUACAGAACAGAAUUUGAAAAGUUUUGUCAUUCUGGACAUACAGAAAUACUCUUCUACAGACUGCUUCUCAACAUGGAGCUCAGAAAAGCACUGCCUUGUGAAUUUGAUAGGAAUUCAUUAGGGAGAGCUGUAUUCCAUCACCCCUUUUAAUAUCAGAGAACCAAGAGACUCUUAACACAGUUCAAGCUCGUGUUUUGUCAAUGAUGUUCUGUGUUCAGUUGUGGGAUAUUUGACAGAAAGCUUGACUUGACUUGAAGGUCCGGUUUUCUUAUUAGCAGCAGUGCCAAGAGUAGUGUGUUCCACAGACAGAUUUGAUCGAGAUUUCGGAACAGCAUUAGCCAAACAAUUAGGUUAUCACUUUUUACAAUAGCACUUCAUCUUAAACUGGAAAAUACUUAUGCAGACUGAAGUGAAAAUUAGGAUUUUCUUAGCAGAAGCAUAUAAUGGCAUUCACAGCUUUAGAUACUCAUGUAAAAUAUGUAUACAGGCUUGCCAUGUACUGUUUAAUUACAAAUGGUAGGCAUAAUAUGCUGUGUUACUAAGAGGGAACUACCUGUAAUAUUAGUACUUUUUGUAGUUCCCUUUAUGCUUCAAAGUCUCAUGCUCGUAUAGAUGCCAUGAGUAAAAGAUGAAAUGUGUCUGUUGCUUAACUUAAAAAUGCAACUGUAGAAUUGUGCUUUAAAAAAAGGCAUAAGAUAAUUUAGUUGAAAGUGAAGUCACUAGAAGACUCCAUAGGCUAUGCUAAAUGGCAAAUGCAAUUUAUUCCUAGAGGAAUACGAUCUGUUACACUAAGAUGAUGAGAAGAGAGCAUGUAUAAAGGGGCUAAUAGUCUGAAUAGCCAGGUAGCUUUUGCUACUCUUGGAAAACAAUCCUGUUGUGAAUCUGAAGAGGAUCCAGUGUCAGUCCUUCCAUCCAUAAAAGUGCUUGAAGUUAAUUUGUGGAAUUGGGUGCUCAUUCCAAACUCAUCAAAGGCAAGUGAGCAAGUGUAGGCUCCAGUGGAUUCUAAAUAAAGCCUAUAUCCUGUUUGUUUAGUCAGUUGGGGUACCUUCUGGGUCUACAUACUGCUUUGGGCAUAAUCAAUUGCCAUUCUUCAUAUGAAAUUACAUUUGAAAUCACUAGAGGCUGUUUUGGAACAGGGAAAUGCUACUUAAAAUAGCUUCUUUUCAAAGAAGUUGCUUUAAAGGUUAAUGACUGAAAAGACAUGAAAAUCCUCAUGGGUGAGAUGUUCUGUAGUGCAAAUGGCACUUCCAUAUAGAAAAGGAAGUGAGAGACUUUGACGCCCUUUUGCCAGCACCUGCUGACACAGUGGCAGGGAGCUAACAGUCUACUUGCUGGUUCAAGUUUAUUUGCAAGAUAAAAUAAAACCCUGAGACUUGUCACUGUAGCUUGUGAAUCAGAAGAUAUAGUUUAUCAUAUUUCACCUGCUUAACAUUCAAUUAUGUUGGGUGUAAAGCCCCCAUAAGCAUUAUUUUUACCAAAGUUUAUGAAAAUAAAUACUUUGAUAUUUGACUUCAAUAAUUUUGUGCUUACUGCACAAGCAGAGGAUGCAGAGCAACUGCUUUCAAAUGCCUCAUAUCCCUUGAGUAUAAAGUAACAUUAAGGGAAAAGUGAGCAUCAGUGAGGUUAGCAAAGCAGAAAAGCACAUGCUAUUGUUGGUACAGGCAAGACUGAUUCUGGGACAAAAAUAUUUUUCUCUGACUUAAGUAGUUCUGUAUCACUUCUCCAGUCGAUUAAUUCAAGAUACUAAGCUAUUGUUUAGUUGUUACGUUCUGUUUAAACCAAGCUUUCCAUAGAUUCCUACUAUUUAUAUGGACAACCUGUUGCUAGUAUAUUGGCUCUCAACCAGGAGAUCUUGAUCGUGUAAAACUCAUUAGUGAGGUGAAAACGUACAGAAAACAAGUUGGAUGUUGGAUUAUCAUGUAGUAUGCCAACUCUGUUAAUUGUCUAAAUGAAAUGGGCUAUGGUAGGUUGCAUCUAUGGGAAUUGUACUUCUGCAUGCAGGGAUUUAAAAGGCAAGGAUUUGAGUGCUUUGACAAUCUAUUUAGAAAGAAAACAGUGGUUUCAAAGAAUGAUAUGAAAGGAGACUGAUAAUACAGGUUGUUCCUUAUGGAACCUUGAAAUGUACUUAACGGGGGAGGCAUUGCCUCUCAUAAGUCAAAGUUAAUGAUCCUUUCAAAACUUAGCUGUAAUUACUCUCCUGAAUGUUCUGGAUAAUAGUAAAAAGAUCUAUUUUUGCCUGGUGUUGCAAUGAGAAAGCUGCAUCAGUCUCAAUUGUAGAUCACUGCCUGCCAGAGACUAGGUGAGGGGAGGAGUCCGAUAUAUUGGAAUUCGCAGAUGCUCUUGUGCUUGUUUUAAAUGUAAAUGAAGAAAGCUGAGUGUGUCUGUUUUGUUCUCUUGCAGAUGGCACUUUAACAAGUAUAUUUUUGGUAAGAUUAGGAGGAUAGUCAUCUUUUCCUCAGCCCUUUUAUGGUAGGCGUUUGUCUAUGUUUUGUAUAAAAUGUUAAACACAACAGUCACUGAAAUCCUAAACUGGUUGUCAGUAUCUACUGGACCUUGAUCUGUUUCUACUGAACAUCAAAAAUGUGAACACUUGAUAAUACUGUUAAUGUUAAACUGACGCUCUGUAUUCUGAGACUGACACAAUCUUGCAAGGCCAACCCAAGUAAUGUAGUGUUGCUUGUCACCCGGAGAGUCCCCUUUGCUUAGGAACUUGGUGUUUGGGAAUCUUCUUUUCCACCAUCUGAACAUGAUAGCAGUAGUGGCAGGUUGGUUGUGUAAAGACGUAGCUGGAUUCUUUCGAUAACUUAUUUUUGUGAUGGAAAAAAUGCAGCUGCUGUCUGUAAAUUCAUACAACCUUAAUUCUUGAACUUGUCAAUUCCAUAUGUUAGUGGUGCUUUAACUCUUCCAGGACACACUGGAAAGGAUGAAUGGCAGCAAGGGUAAGCUCUUGGAUCAAUAGAUUGCACAGUUACAGUUCAUCAAAGUACUGAAGGGUUUAGUCUUCCCACUGCUGGUUAGCAAAAUGGUCCUACCACCUCAAAUCCAGAGUGUGUUAUCCUGUCAGUUAACACAAAUUCUCUGAUAUGUAUUUCCUGCUUUCUACUGUCAGACCAAUAUUCCAGAGCAGGCCUGUAUUUAUUGUAGAGUGGGCAUUAAAAUUAGGUGUCCAAAAUCAGUUCUGGAAUGGGCAAGGUACCGUCAACUAUGUCCCUGUUUCUCUUGAUCUUUGCAGAGAAUCCAGGGAAUUAAUUGUAUGUGGCACUUAAAGAGCACUUUCUCAUGCUUACUUAGAGAUGCAGCUGUAUUUCCCCCUGCUUACCCGAGAAGAGUCAGAAAUGUCUCAUUCUCAAGGAUAUUGAGAGGAGUACAGCAUGCCCCUGACUCCUUUUUUUUUUUUUUUUUUUAGGAAGAGAUCUCCAGAACUUCCUAUCAGCACCUUUCACCAGCACUAAAAAUCAGUUACUAAAAAUGCAACUAAAUACCAGUCACUGAAUGCUCAUGUAGUGAUUCAUGGCAGACUCCAGAGGCAAAGGCAGUUGUGAGACUUGCCUGCUGCUGCCUGAUGUCAGAUGAUAACUUUGUCUGCCAAGUAUCUCAGUGGCCUGUUGUGCAGCCUCUGAUACUCAGCACCAAGCUAGAAUUUCCAUAAUCAUAGAAAUAAAAUAAAAAUUAUCUGUGUGGCUUCCAUCAAGUUUAUUUCUUUUCAGAAAAUCCAACAAAACUAAGAAAUAAGCUAUUUCCUGAAAAAAUACUGUGGCCAUGAGUAGCUGUAAGCCCGUGUUCCAGCUCUCAUCCCUUGGAGUUUGCUUUCCUGUUUGCAAGACGUGCAACUCGAGUCUCCUCUGUUAGAGAUGAGGAUUGGUCUGUCGAAUCUGAACAAAGACAGAAAUGCAAGAACCAGUGAAUGAAAGAGUCCUAGUACAGCUGAGAAGCGAUGUGUUGCUUUUUUUUGACAACCUGGUAAAUAUGAAAUCUACUAUUUAAAAGGAACCUUUUUUUUUAAACUUGGGUUGCUAGGAGUGUAAAAUGUAAUUUAAAUCUGUUGCGCCGAAGCAUUUUUGUUACCAAUAGUCAAGUAGGAGAUGUUUACUUUUAUGUGUGUUUUCCCUUCUGCUCUUCCCAUUCACAGUCCCGUUGUGGUAAUUUCCUGAAGGUGUAAUCUUUGUAGCAUGAUUGUACAAACAUCCAUAUGAGAUUCCUGACUUCUUGUUCUCACUAAAAUAUGUUAAAGCAAUAGUAGUUUUACUUCUGUCCUUCUUUUCUCCACCUUCCGUAUUGAGAUUUGCAACUUCGCUACUAUACUGUCCUAGAGGAAUCCUAGUAUCCUGCUAUUCAACAGACAUAUGUUGUUGACAUGGAUAACUGCAGUGUCCCUAUAUUCCUUUAUUUUUAUGGAGAAAAUACAAAAGGUUUUGUUACAAUGGAUUUUAACACCUAGUCAUGGAACCAUAUUGUUGAAACUCUGUAAAUUUUAAGGCAAUUUUCUGAAAUCGCUUGAAAGUGGAAUGUUGCAUCCUUUUAUGCUAUUUCCUGCUUCCUAUGUAGUUUUAUUCAGAUUUUUUAACCUUCUUUCUAAGUUUCAGCCUCCUGUGUAUUAGGUACAGUAUUUUCUGCCUUUCAUACUUUGUAAUAAAAAUGGAACAUUUGUAGAUUGA